AUGCUUGAGCGAGAAGCUUGCGUCAUCGUACGACGAUUAGGUUCAUAUCCCCCUCACUUCGUGUAUUCGUCAACCCCUCCUCGUGCUCCUGCACAGGACGGCACAGGAGCCUCGCCAUUUCACUCAACGAGGUCGUCUCCCGUCUCGAGUACUUCGACUGUCGGCGACGGUGAGACAUCCCCGGUGCUCCCACCGCUUCCAGCUCCAAAGCUACCGGGAAAGGCUUCCGAAUAUCUUCGGACGCCACCCUCUAGUCGUAGUAACGAAGGCGACAGGCCGUACGUCACAACCAGCUGGGGUUCACCGUACCCAGACGCCGAAAGUAACCAGUUUCGCCGACUGAGUUUUAGCAGCGAAACUUCGGAAGAAUCUCCAUUGCAUCAGCUUGAGAUUAACACUCCUUUCUUACGCCCUGCUCCGUUAAUCGCAACAACCGGACCGGAACACCAUUCGUCUUCCCUCUCCGGUAGCGCCGCUGUACUUGUAAAUCGUGUCCGGCGCCCCCUUCGUGGCAUUACAGAAGAUUGGAUCCGUCAGCAUACUACCGACGAUUUAAGCUCUGAGCACCGCAACUGGCUCAGCGACGGAACCGACGAUAGCGAGCACUCUUCACUGAGGGGCUCUACUUCAGGCGACGACGCGAGUUGGUUUGAGGAGGCUGAUCCGAGAACACCGCGAGCUACUGUUGCUAAUACUCUUCAUCCAUCACGAGCCUCUAGCCUAGCGUCCCGGCACCAUCCGAGGAAGCGUUCUAGUAACGAAACUCUGAAACAAGCGGUUCUUAACCGACGCGUCGCAAGCAAAGUCGCGAUUAUGGACGCGCUUGAUGUGGAAAGAGGCGGCCAAGAUGCUGCUAGCAUCCAUACCCUAGAUUCUCGAGCAGAUACUCCUAGGAGUGAUCAACCGAGUACGAACGGAUCGAUCGCCGUUGCGCCCGUCGAACCCCCAGCUACCCCGGCAAAGGCGACCAAGCCAGUUGCCGGGCAUACGCCCCGACCGAAGAAGAAAGUGCCGUGGAAAGGAAAGAAUAUCCUUGUUUGCCUGCCGUGGGAUGAAGAGCGAGGUCAACCUGGCAUGGCGCCGGUUCCUCUACGUGAAGCAGAAGUGAAGGCAAUGUUGCGAUCAUGGGAACAGCUAGGUUAUAAUAUCCGGGGAUUCGAUUUGGAAGGAAUCCAUGUUCCUUCAGACCCGCUCGAUAAUUACUCUCAGAGCAGAGGUCAAUGGCCAGAUGAAGGCGAUAUGACUAGUGAACGUUCCGAGCACAAAUAUCAGGUCACGCUUCCGGACCUGAAUGCGUGGAAGAAUUAUGUCAACGAGCUGAACGAGGCUAAGCUUAGGGCGCUUGGUGUGUCUUUCGGCGAUGACGAGCCUGCACCUCCCCCGUCUAUUUCUCCGGCUGCGUCAAACAUGAGCCGACAGAAUUCGAAUCAUUAUCCUCCAUUGCCAUUUUCGCCUCCUAUACCAACCUCUUCAGCCAAUAGCAAUGGGCAACAGCCGUUUCCUUUUCACCCUCCGUUCUUGUCUGGUUCAUCUACACAGAGCCCUGCUAUACCUUCGGCUGCUUCCCCUGCGUCUUUCAAUGGUCAAUCAUUACCUGGGAAAUUCAACCCUCGUGCGUCUAUUUCCAUCUCACCAAGCGAGCUUCCUUUCCAUUUCUCUGGGCCAACUUCGCCUCAUGCCUGGUCCCCGCAAAUGUUACUGCAGCAACAGCUUGGUCGAAAUGGUUCGCCUUCCGUUCUUAACCUGAACUCUCUGGUCUCGCCGAAUUCCCCCUUUCAACGUGAUGGUGCGUCUCCUCCAAUUGGUGUGCACCAGAGACACCAAUCUUUGCAAUAUCCCAUUUUGCCCCAUCAGUACUUGCAUAGACAGGACUCUGCUAGACCAUCUCCCCGGUUGCAAGAGUUGCGUGAAGUUGAAGAAGAGACCCAGAGCAAUCCGUAUGAGGAAGACAAAAGUCCGUCGAAAACUCCGGAGCCUAGUCACUUCAUCCGCCACAACGCUAGCGCUAGUCUCCAGAAAGAGAUUGACGACGCUGAGUACCACUUGGAAGAGCAAUUCCGGUCCCAGUUAGAACACAAAGAUUAUAGCCCGCAUGACGAGGACGAGAAGAUGGAAAGGGACGGCCCUGUAGAAGAGGUCGAAGUCUCUUCUACCUCGCAUACUCGAGGACCUUCUGUACACUUUGGCAACUUUGGAAAUGACUCUGAUGAAGGACCGAAGCUUCAUCACCCGCAACCUCAUACCCGUGGUCACUCGCUUUCUCAGACGCCGUAUUUCGACGAGGAGGUGCGGGCCAGUACUGAUGAAGGGAGCUUCCGGAAACAUAGGCCAGCUAAGCUUGAUCUGCAGAACGGUGACAAUUCCUACGAGAUCGAGACAAACCCAAGUAAUUUGGGUACCCCUAUUCAAUCCUUUGACCUGGUCAAUCAAUUGCAUCAACACUCUUUCUCGGCUGCCAACAAUCCUUGGGCAGAUGUUCCACGGGCCUCUGAAAGCAAGGCAUCUUCGCGACGUACAAGUCAUGCCAGCAAAUCUUCGCUUUCGAAGUUAAACGCUGGCGCAGCUGAGUUCAAGUUUAAUCCUACAAGCAGCUUCACUCCUAGCCAAUUCGUUUUUGGUGGCAAUCAGAAUGCCCAGCCAGCCCCAUUCCAGCUUCCAUCAUUUACACCGAAUCCUCAGUCGACGACCUCGAGCCAUUUCAGUGUGCCUUCGACAUCAUCGUCAUCUAAGCUCAAGAUAAAUGCCUCGGCGCCAGCAUUCUCUCCCCGUAAGGGUGAAUUCAGUUUCUCUGCAUCUGGUCCGAAAUUCAACCCAGAUGCUCCCGCUUUCCAGCCACUGAAAUCCUUCUCUUCGUCGGUGACUAGUGCGGGAGCUUCUGGCAACGAAGCAAGUGAAAUCCGCCCAACUGGCAUUUUCGGCAACAUUGAUCUGAAACUUUCUGAGGCCACCAAACCGACGAAGAAGUCAAAGGCCAUUCCUAUCGUUCGUCCAGCUAGUCAACACUCUUCUACCCCUGCCCCAACUACGACUAAGGAACAAGAAAGUCAGCCGGCAGAUACCAAUCCGACAAAAAAGAAGUUUAGGGAGAACAAUGACGAUGGCGAUGACGUGCCCCUGUUUGCUGAACCCACGCCUGAGCCCGAGGCUGUACCCCACGCACAGCCCAGUCCCGCUGUUCAAGAGACUGAAGCAUCUGAAAAUGGAGAUAGCCUUGAAGAGGAGAACCUCCCUAGUCAGGCUAAGGCCGACGAUGAUGAGAAUAUGCAUGUAGGUGACACGACAUUUGCAUCGACUAUCCUCUCGGAAUCUACGGACGGGAAGUUACAGUCCGAGUCAAAUGAUACGAAGACGACUACUAGCCCAUCGGCGACUUCUCCUGACCAAGAUAAGGGCAGCUGGAAGCCUUUUGAAUUCAAUAAUGAGACCGAUAUUCAGGAUUUCAACAAUGCUAGACCGUUUGGAGAUGAAGAGCCCUUGUUCAAGAAGCAGCAUAAGAAGAGCCUUUCCGCAACAGCCAAACCUUUCGUUCCUGGAGCCUUCAUGUUCGGCACGAGCAAUGCUGCUUCGUUUGACCCUGUUCUGAAGAGCGAACCAGUGCAAAUCCCCGAACCGGAAGAUGAAUUCGAGGAUGACCGUGCUGGAUCUCCCACUCCUGGACCAGACUUUACGUCUGCCGCCGCUGAGGCUAAUAAAGAACCCGAGUCGAUGCCUGAGCCACAGGCUGUACCUGUACAACGCGAUCCUGUUCCGUUUGCAGUGGGUCUUGGAUCGUCACGCUUUGCGUCACCUCCACCUGCUCCGAAGGGCUUGAACGCGUCGAGGUUUGCGGCUACCCCUUCACCACCGCCGAAAUCCGCUGGCCUCUCUGCUUCUCGAUAUGCUGCCACACCAUCACCAGUUUCUGAUGAUAAAGCUCCGGAAUCCCCCUCGGAGAAUAGCGCCGAGCAAGCCAGUGAGGUAUCAGAGUUACACAGCUUCGAACCUUUGCCCGUCAGCCCGCCAUCGGAUGCUGGUGUUCAGCCUAGAGAUGAGGCUACUCAUGAACUCACAUUCGAGGAGAUCGAUGCGGUUAUGCAGCACCUCAAUCAGAAAGACCCCACUAUGGGAGUUAAUAGGGCUCUGGAGUCUCCGAAAUGUCAGCAACCUAGUCCUGAGCAUAGCGUCCCUACUGCUGCCGUUACAAAAUCGCCACCUGUGCAACUACCAGCCCAUGUUCCGUUCCGCAGCGAUGCCCCGAGCCCAAGUCCCCGUCACUAUCUCGCAUUGCCCAAACAAACAGCCACCCCAAGACCGUCGACAGAGCUGGAAGAUCCCUUUGUCGACCCUCCACAGAGCGCUUUAUCGCAAACAUUCGAUGGCUUAGUCCACCGACUCAAUGUUGGAGACAGCCUUCCGGAAAGCGACUGGGACGAUGUCUUCAGUGCCAGCGAACAGGAGAAACUCGAACAACGUGUCCAGUAUUUCGAUGGCCAUGUCAACGACUUGGUUGGUAGUCUCUUGGCUUCUCGGCUUGAUCCCCUGGAGAAGACACUCGGUAAUAUCCACCACGUUUUGGGUAGUCUAGCUCGCAGACCACCUUCAAGUCGACGCGAUGUGCGUAGUGUUUCUGCCGAAAUCCAAGAAAGUGAUGCAGAUGAUGAGGAUGAUGAGGGAGAGGCACCGCUCCGUCGGUCAAUGAGCCCCAGAAGAGACAAGAAACUGGAACAGAUCCGGAUCGCUGUAAUGGAUGCUCUCAACCAACAACAGGCUACGCGUGCUCUCCAAGCCGCUCAACUCGAAUCUAUUGAACAAAGUAGUGGCAAGGAGGAUAUGGCUAUCUUGAAGGCAAUGGAGCAAAUGAAGGAGGAGCUCAGUGCAACGUUGCGACUUGACUUUCGUGGCGAAGAUCUCCAGAACAUUGUUGAAAAGGCAGUUGAGCGCCGCAUGCCGCCAACUCCUCAGCCGCUGAUCCAGAACGACGAGGAAGCGAACAACAAGCUUUCUGAGAUGCAGUCAAAGAUGCUGCAGCUCGAGCAACGACUCCGUGCUGAAGAAACCCGAGCUGAGAACGAGCGCUCAAGGGUUCUUGAGCUGGAGCAACGGCUCCGGGAUGAGGAAGCCAGAGGCGAGAACGAGAUAACGGUUCGACGCAAUGCCGAAGAUCGUGCUGCUGAGCUGCGGCGACAACUUGAGCAAGCGGAGACGAAGGUUGAAGUUGAGAUCAUGAACCGUAGCAUUUUUGACCAGAGGAUCCAUGAUCUUGAGGAUCGACUCAAGCUCCAGGAGGACAAGACCGAGACGGAGAUUUCCGGUCGCAGACAUGCAGAAGAUAGGUUGUCUGAAAUCCAGAGACUUCUCCGGAUCUCUUCCGAGGAGGAAGACCGUCUUCGAGCUGUCAUUGAAGAACGUGACCAAAAGAUCAGAAGCGUUGAGCAAGCAUCUGGCAAGACCUCCAUGCGUCUGGCCCUUCUUGAAGCUGCCCAUGCGAACGCGGAACAGACUCAAGUAGAACUCAAGAACCGUCUCAAUAUCGCGGAAGUUGAACUCCGCGAUGCCAGACAGGAAGCCCGACACUGGCGUUCUGAGGCCGAACAUGCGAGGGAAUCGGCCCACCGACAAGCUGAUGACCUUAUUCAAGCUGUCAAUGAAAGCAAGCAUCUUCACAAGCUUAUUGACACUCUUGGCGUCCAACUCGAAGAAAACGAACGAAUCCGGGAUAACUGGCGUGCUAAGUUCGUGUCUCUGCAGGAUGACAUGGCUCAUGCUGCUCGCGAGAUCACAGAAGAGAACGCUCGACGCACAAAGAAGGAACAAGCUCUUCUCGCACGCCAAGAAGUGCUCGAUGCUAGACUUCAGGCCGAAGCACGGACUCGUGAACGUCUCGAAGCUGAAAUUGAGCGGUUGGAGAAUGGAGAGCGCGCGGGCCUGCGAGCUGUUGGCGAAUGCAGGCGACUCGAGUCUCUACUAUCCGAACUCCGAGAUAAAAAUCACGAUUUACAACAAAACGCUCUCCGUUACCAACGAGAGAUACAGGAGGCAAGACACUCGGCCGCCGACGAAGUCCAACGCACACAAACGUCUGUGCAAUCGGAACUAGAGGCUGCCAAUAAUCAAGUUAACGUCGUGCGCGAAGAACUCGAGGAAGAGAUCAACAAGCUCAGGGCUCAAUUGGAUCAGGUGAAGAUGGAUGCCGAUACUGCAAGGGCGCACCACGAGAUGAUGCUCGAGGAAGCCCAAACUACGAAGCAGACCGAGCUCGAAGAAGCCGAGAACAAGAGAUGUAUUGAGCUAAACGAGUUGACGCGCAAGCACCAGAAUGAGGUCGAAGACCUUCAGGCUCGGUAUGAACGACAGAUCAACAACGUCACCGAGGAUGCACAGCGCACAGAGCAGAACCUCUUGGAGCGGCUCAGCCUGUCAACAUCUAAGACGGAACAUCUACAGGAUCGCGUUGCUCAUUUGGAGGAUAAGGUGCAGAUCGCGCAAGAAGCCGCCAAGGCCGCAGCGCAAGCAGCUUCGCAAGCUUCCAAGUCCGUCAUCGUGUCCACGACGCCGUAUCAGCCAACUCCUGUUGCUCAAACGAAGCAACUCGCAGAGGCUAUGCAGCUCCCUGAGAAGGUAUCCCCGCAAGCCCUCCGCGAGUCUAUCAUGGUCCUACAGGAGCAAUUGCAGGCUCGUGAGCAACGGAUUGAGGAGCUCGAGCAAACUGUCUCCAAGCUUGACCCUGACUCCGCUACUAAGAUUUCCAAGCGAGACGAUGAAAUUACUUGGUUACGCGAGCUCCUGGCCGUAAGACACGGUGAUCUCCAGGAUAUCAUCACCGCGCUAUCGAUGGAGCGCCUAGACAGAGAGGCGGUUAAGGAUGCGGCUAUCCGUCUGAAGGCCAACCUUCAAAUGGAGGAGCAGGAGCGAGAGCGUGCGAUGAAUGGUGGCUCGGCCAUCAAUUUGCCGAACAUCGCCGCGACGAUCCGAGGGGCUGCAACCCCCCGAGUCGCACAAGCAGUUGGGCCUCUCGCUGCCGCUUGGGGUAGUUGGCGAAAGUCGAACCAACCUACGCUUACCAGUCUCUCCAGCGUUUUAUCAUCGUCGCCUGCGCAGACCAGGAACUCGACCCCGUCGAAGACGAGCGCCUCUUCUCAGAGUGGCUAUCUCUCCGGCCUUAUGACUCCACCGGCGUCUGGAGUUAGAAAUACACCGCCAGUGCAGCCAAGCCAACCGCAACCUACCGCGUUCGGCAAUACCGGCCGUCGUUAUACUGCUGAGCAGUUUGCCAAUCGAUCUCGAGACGCUUCGAUGACUUCCCGACAAGCGGAGAAGAUGCCUUCCGCAAGCACCCCGCCCCGACAGCAAGAACGCCGGCAGCCCGUCACUCCCCCCAUGAUGCGAUCCGGCGCAUACGACUCUGACGCGCGCGUCGAGGAUUUUGACGACGCCUCCUUUUUCGACGAUUGAGGAGGGAAUUUUGUGGGACAUUACGACUUGACUAGGAGCAAGCUACUUCUACGUCUUUUACUUUCUUUGGGUGGCAAUAUUACAUUUGUCACGGAAAUUGGCAAGGCAUUUG
Molecule: messenger RNA, 7543 nt
Organism: Annulohypoxylon truncatum
Lineage: Eukaryota; Fungi; Ascomycota; Sordariomycetes; Xylariales; Hypoxylaceae
Exons: 3
Coding region: 1-7431 (2476 amino acids)
Cellular component (GO): cytoskeleton
Source: RefSeq, a predicted model, not a curated record